This is a messenger RNA of Austrofundulus limnaeus, 4142 nucleotides long. RefSeq names its product regulator of G-protein signaling 7-binding protein B. Lineage: Eukaryota; Metazoa; Chordata; Actinopteri; Cyprinodontiformes; Rivulidae. The record is from RefSeq and is a predicted model, not a curated record.
CCGGACCGGUCCGGUUUAAAACGAACCUUUUCUUUGAAGCUAACAGCCGAACCCGGCUGCUCCGGAGCGCGUGCAUGUGUGCCGCACCGUGCGGGAGGAAGAAGCGCCCCCGGUCCGCAGGGAGCAUCUUCCCUGUCGGCAGAGGCGCGCAGGCGGAGCUGGAGCGGCGGGAGAGCGCGGAGGCGGCGGUGGACGACAGCAGGAUGAGCGUCCAGGAGUUCAACACGCUGGUGGCUCUGUACCGGGAACAGGUCAUAUCUGUCGGGGAGAUGUCCGCCGACUGCCCGUCCCUGCGGGCUCAGAUGCACCAGACCCGGACCAAAGGAUGCUCCGUGGCCCGGGCCGCGCACCAGGACCUGGCUGUCCUCUCCGUGUCCGGGCCGGAGGACGGGCAGAUCCAUCCUGAGAUCUGUCGGCUCUUCAUCCAGCUGCAGUGCUGCCUGGAGAUGUUCGUCACUGAGAUGCUGAAGUCCAUGUGCCUGCUGGGGGUGCUGCAGCUCCACAGGAGAAGAACAGACUCGGAGCCGAGGGUGGACUUCAGGGUGGACGAGAGCUCAGACGUCCCGAUCCUGGAGGACCGGUCUUCGUCUCCCACCGACUUCCCUCAGGAGCAGUGGCUGGUGGGCUUGGACAUAGAAAACAUAGAAAGAGACAUGAGAGAGAUGAGAAAUUUACUCAGUAAACUCAGGGAGACGAUGCCGCUGCCGCUGAAGAAUCAAGACGACAGCAGCUUGUUAAAUCUGACCCCACACCCUGUGAACCGGCAGAGGAAGAGACGUUUCCCUGGACUCUGCUGUAUGGUCUCUGGCUGAGAGUGGGACCACCRUCAACAAACACAGGAAAGAACUUUUAUUUCAGAUUUGACACAUUCAGAAACUUUUGUUUGUUUUUAGAAUAUCUCAAAUUGUAAUCUGAGAUCAUCUGGGUCUGAUCCUGUUUUUUUGUUCUAAUCGUGCUGUUUGUUUUGACUCAGACUGCUUUGGUUCAGGUUGUUUUAGUGAACAGAGUUUUACUUUCUGUUUGGAGUUGAUUAUUUUCAGAUGUUUUUUAUUUUUCUCAGCACAUAAACACUGGCUGUUAGAGUUACAGUCAGAGCUGAAGCAAAUAUAACUGCUGCGUUAAAAACACAAGCAGAAAUUUAGAUUUAUUUAGAAAUGUCACAUCGAUUUAUUUUCUUCUUCUGUUUUUAUAUAAUUAAAACUAAUAAAUGUAAAUAUUCAGGCUAUGCACAGGCGUUCUCAUUUUCCUGCCUUCGUAUCUGACCAUGUCUCCAUGUAAAAAGUCAUAAAAGCAUCAUUCAGUGUUUCUCUGCUAAUCUGUGUGACGUGCAGCAUGUUGACCAAGAUAAUCCUCUACACCAGUGGUUCUCAAACUGUGGGUCACACCCUCCAUCGAGGGUGCUGAGUCAUGUCAUGGGGAGUGUCGAGUCAUAUUGAGGGAUGAGGGUGCAUUGUCAUGUUGCAGGGUUACUGUGUCAUGUCAGGUGGUGCAGUGUCAUUUUAAAGGAGUGCUGUGUCAUGUUGCAGUGUUACUGUGUCAUGUCAGAAAGGUGCUGGGUCAUGUUAGAGGAGUGCAAUGUCAUGUUAGAGGAGCGCAGUGUCAUGUUGGAAGAGUGCUGUGUCAUGUUGAAGGGUGCUGUGUCAUGUUGGAGGAGUGCUGUGUCAUGUUGAAGGGUGCUGUGUCAUGUUGAUGGGUGCUGUGUCAUGUUGAUGGGUGCUGUGUCAUGUUGAAGGGUGCUGUGUCAUGUUGGAGGGUGCUGUGUCAUGUUGGAGGAGUGCUGGGCCAUGUUGGAAGAGUGCUGUGUCAUGUUAGAGGAGUGCUGUGUCAUGUUGGAGAAGCGCUGUGUCAUGUUGGAGAAGUGCUGUGUCAUGUUGGAGAAGUGCUGUGUCAUGUUGAAGGGUGCUGUGUCAUGUUGAAGGGUGCCGUGUCAUGUUGGAGGAGUGCCAUGUCAUGUUGGAGGACUGCUGGGCUAUAUUGCAGGGUUACUGGGUCAUGUCAGGUGGUGCAGUGUCAUGUUGAAGAGUGCUGUGUCAUGUUAGAGGAGUACCGUGUCAUGUUAGAGGAGUGCCGUGUCAUGUUGGAGGAGUGCCAAGUCAUGUUGGAGGAGUGCCGUGUCAUGUUGGAGGAGUGCCAUGUCAUGUUGGAGGAGUGCCAUGUCAUGUUGCAGUAGUGCCGUGUCAUGUUGCAGUAGUGCCGUGUCAUGUUGCAGUAGUGCCGUGUCAUGUUGCUGGAGUGCCGUGUCAUGUUAGAAGAGUGCCAUGUCAUGUUAGAGGAGUGCCGUGUCAUAUUGGGGGGUGCCAUGUCAUUUUGGAGGAGUGCCGUGUCAUGUUGCAGGAGUGCCGUGUCAUGUUGCAGGAGUGCCGUGUCAUGUUGCAGGAUUGCCAUGUCAUGUUGGAGGAUUGCCGUGUCAUGUUGGAGGAUUGCCGUGUCAUGUUGGAGGAUUGCCGUUUCAUGUUGCAGGAGUGCCGUGUCAUGUUAGAGGAGUGCCGUGUCAUGUUGCAGGAGUGCCGUGUCAUGUUAAAGGAGUGCCAUGUCAUGUUGGAGGAGUGCCGUGUCAUGUUGGAGGAGUGCCGAGUCAUGUUGGAGGAGUGCCGAGUCAUGUUGGAGGAGUGCCGAGUCAUGUUGGAGGAGUGCCGUGUCAUGUUAGAGGAGUGCCGUGUCAUGUUAGAGGAGUGCCCUGUCAUGUUGCAGGAGUGCCGUGUCAUGUUGCAGGAGUGCUGUGUCAUGUCAGAGAGGCGCUGGGUCAUAUUGAAGGGUGCUGUGUCAUGUUGAAGGGUGCUGUGUCAUGUUGAAGGGUGCUGUGUCAUGUUGCAGGAGUGCUGUGUCAUGUUGCAGGAGUGCUGUGUCAUGUCAGAGAGGCGCUGGGUCAUGUUGAAGGGUGCUGUGUCAUGUUGAUGGGUGCUGUGUCAUGUUGAAGGGUGCUGUGUCAUGUUGAAGGGUGCUGUGUCAUGUUGAUGGGUGCUGUGUCAUGUUAGGGGGACAAUCUGUCAUUAUGGCAGAGUGCUGACUCACUCCAGAGGAAGAACCACUGCUCCACAUUUUGGUGCCAAAAACGCUCCUAGAUGUAGAACCGUUUUCUAAAAUAAAAAUAAAAUAUUUAAAGGUGAUUCAGCAAAAAAAAAAUCGAUUUAAACCUCGCAUCUCAGUUAAAACCUUUAAUUUUUGUUGGAUGUUGUUGGUUUUACUCAGAAUUGUUGAAUUUUUGCCGAAGUAUCUCUUACAAUCUUUGCUUUAACACAAGUUAGAGCUUGKUUUUCAAACAAAUUAUGCAGAAUUUAUCUCCAUCAGCAUGAAGCAAAGCUGUUACUUUAGCUGCUUUUUCAAUGAAAGGAUGCAAACGUCACAGUAAAACAUAAAAACACCAUUUAGAGAAAAUAAAGKAACAUAUGACAAUAAAACAAUAAUUUAAUGCCACAUGGUAGAAUUCUAUUUCCUCUUGUAAUCUGACUUUAUAAUCGUGCUCAGCCACGACAGAUGGGCGAUCAUGUACCUGCUUCUGUGUGUGUUUGUGUCUGUUAGCAAAAUAUCUCACAGAACAAGAGGCAGUUUUUAAAACGAAGCUUUCAGGAGGUGGUGAUUAGACGUUGGUGCAGUUCAAGAUGGCCGCCACAGCUAGCUGAUCGUUUCAAGCACAAAAAUAACAACUCGGUCAGUUUUAACAGAAGAUGUGGAGCUAAAGUUCGGCGUGUUAGCAGCUGAGAGCUAGCUGAGUGCUAACAUGCAUUUUCAUACUGUAUAAAGAAGGUUGCAUUCCUCCUUUAAUAAACUUUCUUUUCUGGCAGAAAGUUUAAAACUUGUUAAAUAUUUUUGAACUCAGCCGAGUCCCUGAAGGGAAAAAAAUACAAAUCUGAAAUUUCAGCUGUUUUAAAAAAAGAAAAGAAAGAAAUCAAACAGAAACAAACAGAAAACCUAAAAUAAAGUCUUGUUGGAUUCUUACAUGAAUCUGGAGCUCUGAAUGUAAAUGUCAUGUAAUUUAAAUGUAAUUUAAAUGUAAUUUAAAAGUAUAAAUGAAUGUUUAUUUUAGUGUAAGCUGUGGAUGUUGAAGCUGUUUUGUGUUUGGUCCAAACGGACCGUGUGUCGUCCUGCACAGCUGAUCUCUACACAACGUUUUAUAACUCCAAUAAAGUUUGAUAUAAAACCGU